UAUAGGCACCCGGAAGUGAAGGGUGCACGCACGUUGUCAUCCUGCAUGCUCCAAGCAUGGAGUACAGUGCUCCCUAUCCUGCGCCUGUGCUUCGUCCUCCGGUAUUUACAGCUUCUCCAGAAUCCGGGCCUCCAACACCCACACAGGCUUUUGGACAGUGGCCGCCUGCUUCUCCCAACAGCCCCUGGUGUGGAGGAUGGAGUCAGUGGGGUCCCCAGCCGGGCUAUUUCCCCGGUCUGCCUCGAGGUGGGACUAAGCAGUAUGGUCAUGAAAGCCACAUGCAAUUCGGAAAUGGUUGUUAUGGAAACAAAGGGCAAAAGAAAAAACAGAAAAAAGAACCAGUCUACACACAUUACUGUGAUACAUGUGACCGAGGCUUUGGCAAUCAAGAAAAGUACAAUGAACAUAUCUCGCAACAUGUAAAGUGCCGGGAAGCAGGCUGCAGUUUCAACGCACAUGAAAAGCUGGUACAAUUUCACUGGAAAAACAUGCAUGCACCUGGAACCAAGCGAAUUAAGCUUGACACAGCAGAAGAGAUCGCCAAGUGGAGAGAAGAGAGAAGAAAAAACUACCCGACAUUGCAGAACAUUACACGAAAACAUCAGCUCCAGAAAGAAAAAGAGCAUCGAGGAGAGGUGCUGAAGACGGCUGAGUUUGGAAAAAUGAAGGGAAUGAGGACUAAUCAAACAGGCUGCUCUAAAAAUAAGCGACAAUGGAGACAAAAGCAAAGAAAAGGCAGAAAAAUGUGUAGAGGAAAUGAGAGUCAAAAGGCUGUGUUGGUGGAAACUAAAAAUGAAGAUGCCUCUGAGAAGAAAGUAAACGGUCAUAGUAGUGCGAACACUGUGAACCCUCUGGAUAUGCUGGUAGGCAGUGGCCCAGAAUCUGACAGUGGUGAAGAACAAACAAAUAAAUGUUUAACUGUCGUUCCAAGGCAGGUGACAUCCGGACUGAGUAAUCUCAUGGCUAGUUAUGGGAGUGCAUCAGACAGUGAACCUGACGAACUUCCCCUUAAGACUGUGGCUAAAGCUUUGGAAGACAACAAAAAAAUUCUUGCAAUGGAUCCACAAAAAGUAUAUCCUAAAGCGGCAAGCAUACAAACUGAACAGGCCAUUAAGACAUCACACACGGGUUCUCAAAACAGGCCACCACAUAAUGGAGGUCAGGCCAAUUCUAGACAAAACAUGUCACAGAAAUCAACCCAAGCCAGAAUUCGACCUACUCUUCUGGAAAUGCUCCUGGCACGGGAUGUACGUCAUGAAAGAAAUGUGAUUUUACAGUGCGUGAGGUACAUUUGCCAAAAUAACUUUUUUGACCGCUCACGGGAUGGCACUAAUAAUGUGAUAAAUGAACAUUCUCCAGGAAAUGCCAAAGAUUUAAGCAUUACAGAAACUAAAUCUGACCUGCAAAAUGGACAAGACGUUGUGGCUAAAGAGAAGCAUAGUCCAAAACCAUUUGUGAGGCAUUUAGAACCUUUGGACGAUGAAAUCUGGGAGACAAAUAUUGACUGUAUUGAGACAUUUGCUGUUUAAGAUAUAUUUAUAGAUUUUUUUUUUUUUUAAACUGACAUUACAUAUUUUUUUCAAUUGUAUUAUCCACCUAACGCAGUUUAAGUCAGGCCUCAGUCUUUACUAUAGAUUUUUUAUUUUUAGAAAGUGAUUGGGUAGGGUGUGCAAAUACAAGUUUUUUUUUUUUUAUCUCCCCCCCCCCCCCCCAUGUUAAUCUCCUCACCUCACUGCUUUCACAGUUCUUGCGUAUUUUAGGAUUGUCCAUAGAAGUCAUUGGAUCCAAAACAUGAGUUUGACAGACAGAAGCAGAAAAGGCAGGCGGAGGAUGUAAUCUUAAAGAGGAAGUAAAGCCUCUGAAAAAAUGUAAUAAAAAAAACACCAUGCAAAAAAAAGGCAUAAUGAGCUAGUAUGCAGAGCAUGCUUGCCUGAGAUCAAAGCCCCCACGGCGGUCCUGGUUCCCCUCCUCCGUCACCACCAUCUAUCUGAGUGACUUCCGGGUAUCGCGGCUCCGGAGCUGCAAUGACGUCACUCCCGUGCAUGCGUGGGAGCCACCGGUCACGGCACGUUCGCCGUUGGAAACUGCACGCUCAGUGUACCUGUGCCGUUGUCUAUGGCCCAUGCGCCAUAGACCUCGGUGCAUGUCUUUUUUGCAAAUAUCUUCUAAACAGUGUAGGUUUAGGAGAUAUUUCGUGCACCAACAGGUAAGCCUUAUUCUAGGCUUACCUGUAGGUAAAAGUGGUCUGUAAGGGUUUACAACCACUUUAAGUAAAACGUUUGAUACUGGAUCUAAAUAGAGGCAUCAAAUAUAGGUGGCUUUUUUUUCAUCAUACCCUUUUACCCCCCAAUUAAAAACCUGUAUACAUUUAGGUGGAGGCCUUUAAACUAAUGCUGGGAUGAGGUACAAUGUUUGUGGUACCUCCAGAAUGUAUGGUGCAACUUGUGGCAGAGCCGAUAUCUGUCUACUAGGCUUACCCCAUAAAUAAACAAGUACAACCAGCAUUGUCGUUUAGAAGCUUAACUAAUAAAAGAAAAGUCACACAGUGGUGGAACUAUAACAUUUAAUUAUAUAGUUUUGUCUGUGUACUUUUAUUGUGUAAUUCUCCAAAGUGGAGAACAAUCUAUAAGAAAAUGUAACUAGCAUCUUUUGCAUGCUGUCCUUUUCACUGCCAAGGUGUGUGACAAUAGGUAGAGAGCAUAUUAUUGUCAGAUAUAAUCAGUUCUCAUUAUUAAAAAAAGAAAUAAAAUCACA
Messenger RNA from Rana temporaria (common frog), 2754 nucleotides. RefSeq names its product nuclear FMR1 interacting protein 1 (gene NUFIP1). The transcript has 10 exons. The coding region runs from base 57 to 1529 and encodes 490 amino acids. Gene Ontology annotation, biological process: box C/D snoRNP assembly. Gene Ontology annotation, molecular function: RNA binding. The record is from RefSeq and is a predicted model, not a curated record. Gene Ontology annotation, cellular component: nucleus. NCBI's taxonomy places the organism in Eukaryota, Metazoa, Chordata, Amphibia, Anura, Ranidae.